AUGAGACAUAAGCUAAUGAUGCAUUCAACAAGUAACAGUAACAAUGAAGUUUUGUGGAGGAAGUUUUGGAAAAUCCAGAUGCCACCUAAAAUUCAAGUGAUUAUGUGGAAAGUGUGCCAUAAUAUCAUCCCUGUGCUUAAAAAUCUACAGAAGAAAGGGAUGGAGGUGAAGCAGAUUUGGCGUGCGGUUCUUCCCGAGGCAGAGCUUGGGAGCCUUUUUAAUGACUGCUAUCUGGAGAGAUGGUCGUACUGGAUGAAGAAUUUAUCAGCUUCUAAUCUAAGGUUAGCCGAAAUCACGUGUUGGGCCCUAUGGAAUGAUCACAACGCCUUGAUCAACAAGAAGAAGAUCCCGGAAGCUCCAAUUAAGAGAAGAAUUCCUCGAGUGAAUGCAUGGAGGCCUCCUCCCCUGGGGUGUGUGGUGAAGAUGAACACGGAUGCGGCUGUGUCGACAGAGGGAUCGGGUGUUGGUGUUCUGCUUCGUGACGGAAAUGCGGAGAUUGUGGCGGCCAUGAUUGAUUUUCAUGUGGUGAAGACUCCUCUACUGACUGAAAUUUUGGCAAUCAGGGAAGGUUUGAGGCUGGCAACAAGGUUGGGGGUCCAUCGAGUCAUGGUGGAGUCGGAUUCACUUGAAGCCCUAAAUUUAAUUGGGGACAAAUAA
Molecule: messenger RNA, 657 nt
Organism: Momordica charantia (bitter melon)
Lineage: Eukaryota; Viridiplantae; Streptophyta; Magnoliopsida; Cucurbitales; Cucurbitaceae
Source: RefSeq, a predicted model, not a curated record